Suillus discolor is the source of this 1350-nucleotide messenger RNA. Its product is annotated as Alpha/Beta hydrolase protein. The record is from RefSeq and is a predicted model, not a curated record. The coding region runs from base 1 to 1350 and encodes 449 amino acids. The transcript is spliced from 14 exons. NCBI's taxonomy places the organism in Eukaryota, Fungi, Basidiomycota, Agaricomycetes, Boletales, Suillaceae.
AUGUCUCAGACACAGCAGGUUUUCCAACAUCUUGCACCAUUUGUGAAGUUGAAUGAUGCAAUAUUCACCGGCACAUUCUUUGAUGAUAUGGCACAGUUCUUGGGUAUUCUGUUUGCUCAACCCCCAUCACAAAAAACUCACUUACUGGGAGAGAAGGCUCUGAUGAGGCCGCAGCCGGGUAAAUGUCAGAUUGGAAUGAGUCCACCUGGUGACACUGUCAGUCUCACAUUAAAUGUCUUCACUCCUGCUGUUAUGCUCCCUGGAUCGAAACUGCCUGUCAUCGUGUACAUAUUUGGAGGUGGUUUUGAGACAGGCAGUAGCCGAUCAGAAUUUGGUAAUAUCACAAUCAGCAGGUCCUUGCACAUGCAAGAGCCAGUUAUCUAUGUCAGCAUGAACUACCGAUUAGCUUGGGGAUUCCUAGCGAGCCAUGAAGUCAAGCAGGCUGGUAUCGGAAACUUAGGCCUUCGAGAUCAGCGACUAGCCCUCCAUUGGGUGCAGAAAUAUAUCGGUGCAUUCGGAGGUGAUCCAGCAAAGGUAACCUUGUGGGGCAAAAGUGCUGGAGCAAUAUCAGUCGCUCUACAGAUGCUUGCAUAUGAUGGAUCCCCGACACCUAUGGGCGAUAUCACUCAUGGACAACGUUAUUACAACUUUAUUGUUGAUGAAACAGGGUGCAAGGAGUCGAGUGAUACAUUGGAGUGUUUGCGAGCGGUACCUGAGGAUGUUCUUCAAGCUGCCGUGGACAAAACACUGUCCUCUUCAUCUUACCAGUCACUCGUUCUGGCUUGGAUGCCUAGGGCGGAUGGAACAUUUUUAUCAGAUAACUUCCAGCACCUCAUCCAGGACGGGAAAAUUGCCAAUGUACCAUUCAUCACAGGUAACUGCGAUGAUGAGGGAACAGCCUUCUCCUUCAGUACUGUUAACGUCACGACGGGCGAACAACUCCAUAGAUACUUGAAGACAUAUUGGGCGCCCAAUGCAACACAUGAGGAGAUUGAAGGCAUUUUGCACAUGUAUCCUGAAGACCCAACCACAGGAUCCCCAUGGUUCCUUUUGCAUGAGCGGUCAGGGAAACAGAAAAAUUUGGACCUAUCGUGCUAUCACGGUUCCGACUUCAUUGAUGAGAUGUGGGGCGGGCCAGGGAGCUUGUUGGAUUACUUGAUUAGAUUCGCAACCAACCUUGAUCCUAAUGGAGAUCCUACUGGCAUCUUCUGGCCGCAAUAUAUGGUUGAGUCAAAGGACAUGCUGAUGAUUGGUGAAUGGCCUUGGUCUCCGCCCACCAUUGUUCAGGACACGUACAGGAAGGAGCCGAUAGAGUUCCUGAUAAACUUUAGUCUGGCUCACCCCCUGUAG